CUCUCUCUCUCUCUCUCUCUAUAUUAAUCAUUAUUAAACUGGUCUAUAUAUAACUUGGGAAGAGUUGGGAAAUCAAGAAAGAUUGGCAGACACUAACGAGUGUGUGUUCCAUCCAUUGAGGGUUUGUCUUUUUUUACUCCUUCUCAAAGCCUCCUCCAUCGCCUUCCAAUUCCUCCCCCUCAAUAUUUAUAUUCCCACCACACUCCCCCUUACCCUCUCAUCUCCAUCUCCCUCCCUCCUUCCCUCCCUCUCUCAACCAUGGAAGCCGCCGCCACCGCCGCUGAGGAAGCCUUCUCGGGGCCCAGGGACUACGCCGGACGCAUUGCCAAGCGCAAGCGGACGAAGAGGCAGAGGGUGCAGUCCCCGUACCGUUUCGGGAUCGCCAGUUCGCCAAGCGACAACGAUGAUAGCAGCCGCGACCACAUCGUUGUCAACAACAACAGCCAUGCCAUCGUCGGCGCCAACAAUCACAAUUUCUCUCCAGCAUCCUCAACCGAAGUUGAAGGGAUGAGCACCUUGGAGGAGGAGGAAGACAUGGCCAAUUGCCUAAUCCUCCUGGCCCAGGGCCAUUCUAAAUUGCCCCAAAAGCAAGCAAUAUUGGAGCAAGAUGUUGCAGACCUCAAAUUCAAUAGCAAGAGGUACUUGGAAGCAUCCACAGGCGGAGGGAACAAGAUUGGGUAUUAUGUGUAUGAGUGCAAGACUUGUAGCCGAACUUUCCCUUCCUUCCAAGCUCUAGGAGGCCACCGCGCGAGCCACAAGAAGCCUAACAAGGCCACGGCCGAAGACAAGAAGCCUCAACAUCAAUUCGGGACGUCGUCAUCAGAGGAAGAGGAGUCAGCACAAUUUAAGCGCCACAAUGUCACGUCGUCAGCUCUCUCUCUUCAAUUGAGCGGUCAGAACGUGUUAUUCGGGAGCAGCUUCAGUAAUAAGCACCCGAAGGUCCAUGAGUGCUCAAUUUGUGGGGCCGAGUUCGCGUCAGGCCAAGCCCUAGGCGGUCACAUGAGGCGGCACCGAACUCCAGCAGGGACGAACAUGGGGUUGUCCCUAAAUCCGAUGACCUCUGAGUCCGAGGAAUCACCGGCGAGGGCUAGGAACAACGCCGUGUCCUUGGAUUUGGAUCUCAAUCUACCAGCCCCCGACGAAGAUGACCACAAUGAUCAUAGGUUUCCCUUGAGCUCGAAGAAACAAAAGCAACAACAAGAACAGCAAGAAAACCGAUCGAGGCUCGUGUUUUCGGUCCCAGCUCUGGUGGAUUGUCGCUACUAAGAAGUGGGACGUCAUGGGCAAGGCCUUGUUGUGAGAGAGAGAGAGAGAAAGAGAGAGAGCUUUCUUGUGAAUGCAAAAGACUGAAAAAAACAAAUCGAAGCCACGACUUUAGGUUCGUGGUGGCGGUGACAAGCGAA
This is a messenger RNA of Eucalyptus grandis, 1403 nucleotides long. Its product is annotated as zinc finger protein ZAT5. Lineage: Eukaryota; Viridiplantae; Streptophyta; Magnoliopsida; Myrtales; Myrtaceae. The coding region runs from base 259 to 1266 and encodes 335 amino acids. The transcript has 2 exons. The record is from RefSeq and is a predicted model, not a curated record.